GUCUCUGCUCCUCUUACGCAACGUGCGCCUGGUUCUCCUCCUGUCAUUUCGGCGCACCACCACCCUGGUCAGUUGGGGGAACUAUUUUCUCUCGUCGCCGCUCUCUCCUAGAGCUGUCUGAACGUCAAAAUGGGGAACAGAGACGACGAGUAUGACUUCUUGUUCAAAGUUGUCCUUAUCGGAGACUCGGGCGUGGGGAAGAGCAACCUGCUGUCCCGUUUCACACGAAACGAGUUCAACCUGGAGAGCAAGAGCACCAUCGGGGUGGAGUUUGCCACCCGCAGCAUCCAGGUGGACGGAAAGACGAUAAAGGCUCAGAUCUGGGACACAGCGGGACAGGAGCGCUACAGAGCAAUCACCUCAGCGUACUACCGGGGCGCGGUCGGAGCGCUGCUAGUCUACGACAUCGCCAAGCACCUGACGUACGAGAACGUGGAGCGCUGGCUGAAGGAGCUGAGGGACCACGCCGACAACAACAUCGUCAUCAUGCUGGUGGGGAACAAGAGCGACCUCCGCCACCUCAGGGCCGUGCCCACCGACGAGGCUCGAGCCUUCGCGGAAAAGAACACCCUGUCGUUCAUCGAGACGUCGGCGCUGGACUCAACAAACGUAGAAGAGGCGUUCAAGAACAUUUUAACAGAAAUUUACCGCAUCGUGUCACAGAAGCAGAUAGCGGACAGAUCUGCGCACGACGAGUCUCCGGGCAACAACGUAGUAGACAUAAGCGUCCCACCGACGACCGACGGCCAGAAGGGCAACAAACUGCAGUGCUGUCAAAGCCUGUGACGCUCAGCCUGAAGACACUCGCCCUCCUCCUCUUCAUCACGCCACCAGUGCACUUUUAUUUCCCACGUAGCUCCCUUUCAAAGCCAGCUCCUUCUUUUUCUUUAUCUCGCUCCAUUUUCUUCUCUUUUUAUUUUUGGCACUUUUUCUGAACCCGUUUCGUUUUAUUUUGUAGGAGUACUUUCAAAGUCACUUGUUGCUCUUCUCUCCCGCCGUGAGGGAUUUAUUUCAGACGCCUUUCAUGGCCAAGGAUCAGCCAGGCGAGACGAUCAUGGAGUCAGAGUGAAGGUCCCUGCCAGGCAGGAACGAGGCCGCUGCCUUCAGGAAGCCGUCAUGUUCCGCACAGCGAGGUUAGGAAAUACAUUUCAGCGGUUGCCACUAGGUGGUGCUGUGCAAAACGAACUAAGUAGAGUUACUCCAGCCUGACGAAGCAGUAUUAUGUAUUUGAUGGUGUGCUUCUUACUUCCAUCUUUCAUCAUGCCAAAAAUAUUCUCACUAAGUAUUUAUUGAAGAAAAGUUGGCUUCAUUUGUCAUUCAGGUGAAGAACUGUGUAAAUUUACAAUAAAACUCUUGACUGAAGCA
Molecule: messenger RNA, 1365 nt
Organism: Xiphophorus couchianus (Monterrey platyfish)
Lineage: Eukaryota; Metazoa; Chordata; Actinopteri; Cyprinodontiformes; Poeciliidae
Product: ras-related protein Rab-11B
Exons: 5
Coding region: 130-786 (218 amino acids)
Molecular function (GO): GTPase activity; GTP binding
Source: RefSeq, a predicted model, not a curated record